Molecule: messenger RNA, 1062 nt
Organism: Symbiodinium natans
Lineage: Eukaryota; Dinophyceae; Suessiales; Symbiodiniaceae
Source: the annotation of a GenBank genome assembly
AUGACCGAAGAUUUGAGCCAACAUCUGCUGAAUUGCCAGUCCCGCCCGAAUUGCCGUGUGUAUCUGACCGAAGACACCAUCUGCGAGCCAUACUGGUGGUGGUUCGGGCUUUCUGCCGCCAUCCUGCUGGUCUCCACAAGCAUCUCGGCUUAUUUCUAUUCCUCCGGUGCACGUGCUGGUGGCCCUGUGCGGCAGUGCGCCCUCUUCUUGGCGUCCAUGUUCCAGCUGAGCUACCUCGUCGAUCUCUGCAAUGCCAUCUCUGGUAGAGAUCAGCAUGAGGAUGGUCGUGAGGCCAUCUUGGUGCGAGACAUCGCCGUCAAGAUGCUCGAGUGCACGCCGCAGCUGUACUUGCAGUCCUACGUAUUCCUUCUCACCGUGAGCGUCCAUAGGGAUCUAUUCAGGGUGACUUCGGUGCUGACAUCUGCGGUGUCUUUAAGCGUGGGACUAACGAAGUUUUGGGCCGCAGCAGCACCCCGGUUUGAGAGGUUCUUCCCGCGGUUCAGGCAGAAAGUCGCCUUCGGCGCCUUCCUCGCCAGCGACCAGCUGCUGCGAGCUGCUGGCUAUGCCUUCGCGUUUUCGAGAGCCGUGCGGCCUAUCGGGAUCCCACUGGCCGUGCUCUUCCUGCUAGUGGCAUUUGUGGUAUCCUGGAAGGUGGAAGGGAGCCCAUGCAUUGGAUUCUUGAGUGGCAUAGUGGGUGGAAUCCUGGUGCCAUUGAGCAGCCUCGGAGAUUGCCUGCGCCCGGCACAGGCCAAGUCACGAAUGAAGGACACGUGCUGGAGGACUUUCUACAUCUACGGGCUACUGCCCUUCAGGUACCUUGAGAUGACCAUCUACGGCCUGUUGGGUUUGACCAUUGCUAAGACAACCUGCGGCCUUCCGCCGAUCGACGAAGUCGCGAUGUUUUUUGGGCUGAUGGCUUUUAAUCUGGUCCUGCUGGUCUUCAUGCGGACUUGCAUGAGUUGGGAAAACCGAGAAAGCCGAAAGGGUAUUGAGGGGCAGGUCCAAAGUGGCAUGGAGCUUGAGGCAGUCACCUUUGGCAUCCCUUUUCCCGGCAUUGAAUGA